CGGACCCCAAGACGCAAGGCGUCGGCUGAUCUCCCAGCGAUCUUCUCUGGAGACUCUGGAGGACAUUGAGGAAAAUGCCCCACUGCGGAGAUGUCGGACUCUCUCAGGAUCACCCAGACCAAAGAACUUUAAGAAGGUUCAUUUUAUCAAGAACAUGCGGCAACAUGAUACCAGAAACGGCAGAAUAGUCCUUAUCAGCAGCAGAAGAUCCUUCUGUAGCAUAUUUUCAGUGCUGCCAUAUCGAGACUGUACCCAAGUCGGGGAUGUGAAGUUGGACAGUGGACGUCAAUGCCAUUCUGCAGGAGUGUGUCUGAAAGAAAUAAUUGGUCUUGAAGGUGUGGAGCUGGGAGCAGAUGGGAAGACUGUUUCUUACACCCAGUUCUUAUUUCCUACGAACGCUCUGGGAACGCGGAGGAACACGAUAGACUCCACCUCGUCCUUCUCCCAGUUUCGCAAUGCAAGCCAUCGUAGCCUUUCUUUGGCAAGAGCUAACAGCACCCAAGGGAGCAUUGAUGCAGGUAGCGACCUGGGAGACUACGUUGAAUAUGACCCAAAUCUUCUAGAUGAUCCCCAAUGGCCGUGUGGCAAACAUAAGCGGGUUUUAAUAUUCCCUUCGUAUAUGACCACAGUCAUUGACUAUGUGAAGCCAUCAGAUCUCAAGAAGGACAUGAAUGAGACCUUUAAGGAGAAGUUCCCUCACAUCAAGUUAACUCUCAGUAAAAUACGAAGCUUGAAGAGAGAAAUGCGCAAGCUUGCUCAAGAAGAGUGCGGGUUCGAAGAGCCCACAGUGGCCAUGGCCUUUGUGUACUUCGAGAAGCUCGCGCUCAAGGGCAAGCUGAACAAGCAAAACAGAAAGCUUUGUGCUGGAGCCUGUGUUCUCUUAGCAGCCAAAAUUGGCAGCGACCUCAGAAAACAUGAAGUCAAGCAUCUUAUAGAUAAACUGGAAGAGAAGUUCCGACUGAACCGGCGCGAGCUGAUCGCCUUCGAAUUCCCGGUGCUGGUGGCCUUGGAGUUUGCGCUCCACCUGCCUGAGCACGAAGUGAUGCCGCACUACAGACGUUUGAUCCAGAACUCCUAGCACUGGCUGCCCUUCUGGGAAGGGGCGCCGGACUGUUUCCACUUAGCUCUGGGGAGCUGCAGUUACUACUGGAAAUGCAAAAGCAGACUUGUAACACUUAUCUCUCUCUCUCUCUCUCUCUCUCUCUAAAACAGUUUUUCCAGCAACAUAUAGGAAACCCUGCGUUGACUUAAGACUCUCAGCUUUGGCAAAUUUACGUAUUGUUAUUUUCUCAAAGCAGGUGAGGACCGACACGUUGGUUAAUGGUUAACGUUUGCUGAAACUGGGUGGCAACUGACCCUACCCGUGGGGACUAUGGAUGUACAAGUUAGUUACCUGAAUCAGACAUAAAAAAAUUUGAAGGGCAGUCUCCAUUACCACCCCUCUCUCCAUCACACAAACCCCAAAAGAAAGCCCACUUGAGCGCAUUCUCCUAGUGCUUUUUCUACCGACCUGCUGCGACUCUUACAAAAGGACUUCUUAACGUUGUGAAAAAGCUUUUAAAGAGGAUAUCUUCACUGUGUCAAAAAGAAUGUGCCAAUCUAUUUUUGUAUCAGCAAUUGAAAGUGCACUUUUUCCUGUGGGGUGUUUGUGUGUGUAUGUGUGUGUGCGCGCGCGCGUGUGACGCUGAACUGAUCUCAGGCCAGGUGGCUGGCUUCGCAGUUUCAGAGUGUAUCACUUACUGAUGGUGAAGAGCAAGGUGACCUUAUGUGUUUACCUCUUGAAAAACCUAACUACUGGAAAAGUGGUAAAUGGGAUCAUUUUUUGGACACUUUUUUUUUUUUAAUUCUCUGAUCUUUCCAACAUUUUACCUUUGAAAGGGUUACACUACUACUACAAGAGAAGAAUCAGCAACUGACCAUAAGUUUUCACUCAUUUUGUGAUAAAGAUGAAAGCAUUAGUACGAGAUUUCCAUGUCAUGUUUUUUAAAAAAUGUCUUGUGUUAAGCCACAUGCAUAUUUUUAACCUUCGCACUUUUCCCACUGUGGAGAUGGUUAGACUUGCACUCUGUAGUGUUGUAUUUCUGUGCUCUAUGUUAGAGUGCGUAAUAAGCACAUUUAUUGUGCUGCAUCUUAAAACAGUGUUUUAUUAAAAAAAAAAAAGAGUAGGGCUCAGCAGUAUAACAGGUGUCUUAAGGCUCCAACAGCAGGGACAUCAGCUACUCUUAAAGUUUUGUUGUUUCUUUUCUUUUUAGCUAGAAUUGACUGUGCAAAACUUAAAAUCAGUGACCAUUUAAGUUAAAGGUCCAGUUUCUUCAGACAUUUCAAUACUGGAGUUUUACAGUAAACUUCCUGCAGCUUCCAUGGUUGUGACUGGACACCCAGAAAGGCUGGAGACUUUCAUCCAAACUCUCUGAUGCUAUAUACACUAAGCUAGCGCCAUGCUUCAGGACACUAUUAAAUUGGUUUUCCUCUGUGAGAUUACACCAUGUCCAGUCUUCUCCUUUGCUGAUUCACUGAACAAGCCUUGUCCUGAACAUGCCCCACACAGAUCCACUAAAUUCCUCACAUUUAUGGUAUUACCAAAAAAAAAAAAAAACCUCAGCCAUGAGGUUUCAGCUGCAGCUUUACCUCUCUCAGUUUGGGAGCGCUUGCUUGGAGGAUGGAGCAGAAGGUAGAGAAGCAGGACAUAGCAGAGGAUGUAAACACACUAAUGCUUACUUUCUUUCGCUUAUACUUUAAUCGGUUUUAUGAUUUCCUUCAGUUAGGCCAGGAAACAUCCAGUUUCUUUACCAGCUUCAACGCCUUUAAAUUCUAGUAUGAAAAAUGCCUGGGUAUGAUUGCUCUAUAGGCUCUGGAAAGGUUACGUAAAACACACCAGGACAAAUGGGAGUUUGUUUGACGCUAUUGCUCUCUCUCAAUUCUAAGGGGGAGGUUCACUAUACUUGCUUACAGUUAUUAUUCCUCCUUAUCUAAUUAUUAAUUAGAUACCUUCCACCAGGACUGGGGAAGAGGGGACAAAGAGAAAUCCCCCCUCCCCCCCCCAAACGCUGCACUGGACACUCGUCUUGUCCGGCAGCGGAGAGGGGCCGGGGGCCCAGGAGCAGCCGAGGAACAGAAAAGACGAGAGCCUGCAGAGCGCUUAAUUCAUACAGAUCCUCUCUAGCCUGUUUAUUCAGUCCAAAACGGCAGUGUAGCAGCCUGGCUUA
Messenger RNA from Struthio camelus australis, 3206 nucleotides. The record is from RefSeq and is a predicted model, not a curated record. NCBI's taxonomy places the organism in Eukaryota, Metazoa, Chordata, Aves, Struthioniformes, Struthionidae.